Neofelis nebulosa (Clouded leopard) is the source of this 6510-nucleotide messenger RNA. RefSeq names its product solute carrier family 9 member A8 (gene SLC9A8). The transcript has 17 exons. Gene Ontology annotation, cellular component: membrane; Golgi apparatus. Gene Ontology annotation, biological process: proton transmembrane transport; regulation of pH; sodium ion transport. Gene Ontology annotation, molecular function: sodium:proton antiporter activity. NCBI's taxonomy places the organism in Eukaryota, Metazoa, Chordata, Mammalia, Carnivora, Felidae. The coding region runs from base 108 to 1898 and encodes 596 amino acids. The record is from RefSeq and is a predicted model, not a curated record.
CCGCCCCCCGCCCGUCCGCCAGCCCGCGCCUGCAGCGGAAGCCGGAAGCAAAAGCAGUCCCUGCUAGCCCCCGGCUCCGAACUCGGUGGUCUUGGAGGCUCCGCAGGAUGGGGGAGAAGAUGGCGGAAGAGGAGCCCUGGGCACAUAGUAGUGAAGGAGGCCGACCAGGAGCCGCCCUCAGGUUCCCUAAUACAACUCAUGAAGGUUUCAAUGUCACUCUCCACACUACCUUGGUUGUCACUACGAAACUGGUGCUCCCGACCCCUGCCAAGCCCAUUCUCCCCGUGCAAACGGGGGAGCAGGCUCAGCAGGAGGAACAGUCAAGCGGCAUGACCAUUUUCUUCAGCCUCCUCGUCCUAGCUAUCUGCAUCAUAUUGGUGCAUUUACUGAUCCGAUACAGAUUACAUUUCUUGCCAGAGAGUGUUGCUGUUGUUUCUUUAGGUAUUCUCAUGGGAGCAGUUAUAAAAAUUAUAGAGUUUAAAAAAUUGGCAAAUUGGAAGGAAGAAGAAAUGUUUCGUCCAAAUAUGUUUUUCCUUCUCCUGCUUCCUCCUAUUAUAUUUGAGUCAGGAUAUUCAUUACACAAGGGUAACUUCUUUCAAAAUAUUGGUUCCAUCACCCUGUUUGCUGUCUUUGGUACGGCAAUUUCCGCUUUUGUAGUAGGUGGAGGGAUUUAUUUUCUGGGUCAGGCUGAUGUAAUCUCUAAACUCAACAUGACAGACAGCUUUGCAUUUGGCUCCCUGAUUUCUGCUGUGGAUCCAGUGGCCACUAUUGCUAUUUUCAAUGCACUUCAUGUGGACCCAGUGCUCAACAUGCUGGUGUUUGGAGAGAGUAUUCUCAACGACGCCGUCUCCAUUGUCCUGACCAACACAGCUGAAGGUUUAACAAGGAAAAAUAUGUCAGAUGUCAGUGGGUGGCAAACAUUUUUACAAGCCCUUGGCUACUUCCUCAAAAUGUUCUUUGGCUCAGCAGCACUCGGCACCCUCACUGGCUUAAUCUCUGCACUAGUGCUAAAGCAUAUUGACUUGAGGAAAACGCCUUCCUUGGAGUUUGGCAUGAUGAUCAUUUUUGCUUAUCUUCCUUAUGGGCUCGCUGAAGGAAUCUCGCUCUCGGGCAUCAUGGCCAUCCUGUUCUCGGGCAUUGUGAUGUCCCACUACACGCACCAUAACCUGUCCCCGGUCACCCAGAUCCUCAUGCAGCAAACCCUGCGGACCGUGGCCUUCCUGUGCGAAACAUGUGUGUUUGCAUUUCUUGGCCUGUCCAUUUUUAGUUUCCCUCACAAGUUUGAAAUUUCCUUUGUCAUCUGGUGCAUAGUACUUGUACUGUUUGCCAGAGCGGUGAACAUUUUCCCUCUUUCCUACCUCCUGAAUUUCUUCCGUGAUCAUAAAAUCACACCGAAGAUGAUGUUCAUCAUGUGGUUCAGUGGCCUGCGGGGGGCCAUCCCCUACGCGCUGAGCCUGCACCUGGACCUGGAGCCCAUGGAGAAGCGGCAGCUCAUCGGCACCACCACCAUCAUCAUCGUGCUCUUCACCAUCCUGCUGCUGGGCGGCAGCACCAUGCCCCUCAUCCGCCUCAUGGACAUCGAGGACGCCAAGGCGCGCCGCCGGAACAAGAAGGACGUCAACCUCAGCAAGACGGAGAAGAUGGGCAACACCAUCGAGUCGGAGCACUUGUCAGAGCUCACAGAGGAGGAGUAUGAAGCCCACUACAUCAGGCGGCAGGACCUCAAAGGCUUCGUGUGGCUGGACGCCAAGUACCUGAACCCCUUUUUCACGCGGCGGCUAACUCAGGAGGACCUCCACCACGGACGUAUCCAGAUGAAAACCCUCACCAACAAGUGGUACGAGGAGGUGCGCCAGGGCCCCUCUGGCUCCGAAGACGACGAGCAGGAGCUGCUGUGAUGGAGCAGGGCGCCCCGUCGGGCCCCCCCCCCCCCCCCCCCCCCCCGCCGGCUCCCGGGACAGACACUCCGCGAAGGCCCCCGGUGCUGCUUGCAUCGGGCGGCCUCCUCAGGGCAGAUGGAGGCGGGGUGAAGCAAAGGCCACGGUCCUUUUAAACCCGGCGUCCCCGGCCCUCGGAGCCAGCUGUCUGCUUCGGAAACAGUCAUCCCCCCAGGCCUCACUGAGCCGGACCUCUGCUCGCCGUGUUGCUUCUCAGCUCGCAGAUCAGAGGGACCACGUGUCCAGGUAAAUUCUCCUCUUCUGCACCCAGGGCGAGUAGCCCUCUGCCGCGCUGCGGCGCGUGAGGAGAGAAAUGGCGCUGCGGAGCCCGGCCGUGACCGGGGCGGCCAGGGGAGCGCGGGCUCGCAGCUUCCGCCGUUCCCAGCCACGGCCUUCGUCCCGGGAGCACCUGCUGAGGCCGGGAUGGGUGCCUGUUCUAGCGGGGCGAGGAGCCAGCCGUUUCCCCUUGGUCAUCGAGGUGCCUCCGGCCUCAGCAGCAGCAAUUCUGACCUAAGUGCUGGGCUCCGAAAUCUGGAAAAUGUCACACUCCCCUCUGUGAUGUUGCUUGCGCUCCUUGAGAAAGAAAAACCGAGUGACAAACUUCAUCACCUCUGAUUGGGCCCUCGCGGGCUGUCUCCCUGUGUGGCAGGCAGUAGCUGCCCUUCUCUGGGAAUACGGUGAAUGUUCACGCCGGUGUGGAGCAGGGGCACAUGGGCCCUUCUCUAAAGCCCCAUUGGAAGCUUGGGUUUUGGGGUGAGGAAGCCUAGUCUGUGGGGUCAGAGCGCCCUCUGGAGGGAGAGGCUAGCGUUACAGGGCUUAUGCAGGCCGGCAUCUGCUGUCUUCUAAUUGAGCUUAAAUUCAUGCACUUUUACGAAGUAGUGAGAGCCUAGCAGUUACCUCCCUCACUCGGUGGACCUUAUUGUCCAUAGGCCCCAUUUCCUGGGCUCCACGCAGUCUGCCCACUGUUUACCUGCUACCACCUUCCUUCCCUCUCCCAGUUCUUUUCCAUCUUGGGUCCCAGCUCGCCCAAGAACUGGAGCAGGGGCCAGAGCGGCAGCCCCCUGCGCUCCUCCCUGCUGCCCCCACCCAGGACUCGCCCACAUGCACACCCCCUGCCCUGUCCCCGUGGUCCCGGCCCCUGGGCUGUCUAGCAGGGGGAGCUGCCCAUCGUGUCCAGAUGAAGUGGUCACUGACUUUCACAUCUGCGCCUCACACCUGCUAGCCUUCACCCAUCUGUGGGCCGGUGGCAAAUCCCCUAUGUGGCUCAGGGUCCCUGCCUUGGGACUCGGCACCCUCUGGCAUGGUUUGCUUCAUCAUGUGCGGUCCUUGGUUCUCUGUGGGGACACCGUGGGCCAGCACAGACCCUGGGCUGGCAGCACGUAUGUUUCCAUCUCUUCUGCCUCAGGCGGCAGGGCUCUGGACGUUAGCAAGGACUGAACUCUCCGGGUCUCUGCUGCCCAGCCCACCGGGCCAGGCCCCUGCCCAGACCCCUUCCCCUUUCCCGAAAGAGUGAGGCCUGUCAGGCUGGAAGCAUAUGGUUUCCUUUCUAUGCAUGAAAAGUAAAUCUGUACUUGAUAGGGUUAAAAUAUGGCCAUUUCUCUUUUUGUAAUCUCCUACUUUAACCCCUUAAUUUAAGCCAAACAGGAGCAUUUUACUCCACCUCAUACCUUCACUGGAGGAGUAAUGCCAUCGUAAUUCUGGCCUCCAUCAUGUCCUACUUGCUUUUAGGGGGGAAAAGUAAAAGAAGAGGUCAGAGAGGGAGGGGACCUUGUCCACCCCUGGAGGGAGGUGGGCAGGGAUCCCCGACUAGAGUGUUCUCUCAUUCCCAAACCCAUAAGUAAUCUUUCUUCCUUGAAAUUCAGGGUGUGAUCUCAGAAGUGCAACUUGCAUUGCAAACUCAAUAGUUUACCAGAAAAUUUAGUGGGGAGGGGGCUGUGAGUUCAUAGAUAAUAGCAGUGAAAACAGGAUCUCCUCGAUUCAGACUGCCCCUGGUCACCAGGUCCCAUCUGGCCUCCCGCUUUUAGCUGAGACCUGAAAACGACACUGAAGUAGAGAAGGGUCCCCGGGGUGGAAAGUCCCCAGGGCCUGGCUCAGUGGGCAGGGGGCACCUUUCCUGGCAGUUACCAGCACCAGCUUGGGUCUCCUGUGAUGGGUCUUCUGCCCCCCGCUGGCUAAGGGAGGUUUGGCAGGCUGGAGAGCAUUCCCACGAGGACAGGUGUGCCCUAUGUAGGAGAUGGGUUUUCCCAUCCAUAUCAUGGAGAUGGGUUUUCCUGGUGGAUUUUUAAAAGUGUCUUUGCCUGAGAAUCAGAAAUGUGCUGUUGGCUACCUUUAGCGUACCUAAUAAUUCUACUAUUGGGGGCAGUAAAUGCCUAGUCGAUUAAAAAAAAUAUCCAGCAUAACUCCAAUUUCCCACAAAUUUACUUCGUUCUGGGUCUAAGCCGUGGGACAGGGAAGCCACAGCACAUAGACAAGGUCACACUUUAGGGUGAGGUGAAGGCUAUAAAGUCAGUGAGGGCCUCUGGGGAAGCUGGCCAGUCAGCUAGUUAGCCAGUGAACUAGAAGGUGCUUGCCUUGGGGAGCCAUGUGGCAGCAAGCACCCUCCCCCAAAAGCGCCCCCCCCCCCCCCACAGCAGGCCUAGCGAUUUUGAACUCUUGAAAUAAGUCACAUGGCCUGUCGUUGUAGGACUCCUGGGAACAACCGUACCCCGAAGCUUGUGGUAUGGGUGUUACAGGGAAAGGAGGCGGCUUGCCCUAGGUCCCCCAGAGAUCAAGUUUUAGGCUAGGCUAAGCCAGGGCCAGGCAGGAGGAAGGUGGCUCAGUUCCACAGCGUGGUGCUCACUCAGCCCAGCAGCAGAAGCACAAACCUCCCGCACCCAGGCCAGCUACCUCUCUUCACAGUGGAAAUGCUGGCCAGGCCUUGGCUGGUGUAAGGCCAAGGGGCAGGGCCUGGCCCAUAAUGUCGGUGAUCCCAGAGGACCCUAAGUCAGCCUAGGGGGGGUCCUGGUUUGCCUGCAGAUUCCUUUGUGUGCCAUGGAAUGUGGAGAGAUUCGUGAGUGGGGCUCCUCCUCCCCUCGGAACCUAUGUCAGAGCUACAGACUUGGCCUCUGGCCUCGGGGGGUCUCGGUUCCACAUUCCCACAGGGGCCCACACAUUUGGCAGAGUCCUCAGCGGGGUGGCCACGGCCGGGAUCCCACUUCUGCAUUGGUGGGGAGACUGAGGGUGGGGCAGGGUGGCGGCCAGCUUCUCCUCGUCCGAGUUACGGAUGUCAAAGGUGCAGGCCUUAGAACUGGUCCCUGAUUCAAGUGCAAGGAGGAAUCAGCAUCAAUGAUCUGCCAUUAAUUAGGACUUUAGAUGCAAAAAAGAGAGAGAGAGAGAGAGAAAAAAAAGGCACCCUGAUCCUCCCCUAUUCCCUCCGGAACACGUACCCCUGUUUCUCCUGCUGGUUGACGGUAGGAAACCAAAUCUGAACCGUUCCCGAAACAGCAGCCAGAAUCAUUAAGAAGCUGCUGUCUGUACCAGGAACUCCGUCUCCAAAGCCCUAGGCGAUAACGUCUGAAAUGCAAACACCCCUGUGAGAGGAAAGCCUUAAACAGCCAAGUAGCCACCCUGCCUUCCAUUUGGGUUCCUGCGAUUUCUCACGCAGAUGGAGUCAGACAUUCAAGAGCUUCUGUUGCUGUUGGCCACGUGACAGAAGAAGGAUGCCUUUAUGUUUCCCCUGGGCCGUCCCAUCCCACUGCCCACCCCAUUUUUUCACUUUCCCGCCCCAGCCAACGUGGUCCCGGAGGGAGAAAACGUACUUGGCCUCUCUCACCGGCGAGUCGGUCUCCCAGGCGGCUCUGCGCGGACGGACGGGCCCGACUCGGGGUGAGAGCACCGUGUGCCCUCAGGAGCAGCUGCAGGAGCCUGGGCCGCGGGACCGGACGGGGAACGUGCAGACGGUUGCUCAGGAGGGAAAGGUCACCCGUCACCUUCGCGAGCCUGUGCUCCCAGGAGCCUGGCAGCCACGUGGAAGAGCCACGUCAGCACGUUCUUGGCGCUCCCUUCUCGAAGCCCCGGCCCUGCUCUGAGGAGCCUUCCCGCUACCGGCCCGGGAAGGCUUGUCACUCGCUUCGGGGCUUUGAGGUUGGUGGCUCACCCGAGGCUUUAAUGUUUUCUCCAGCACAGCCUGUGCCAAGCUUGAGUUGUUCUCAAGGUUAAUCAGAAGUUUGAAUUCUUUUGAGUGACUUUCUUUGUAAAAACGAAGAAAUGUUUACAGUGCUGCUUUUUUAUUUGUUUUGAGACCUUGGCGAAGGUCAGGCUUAUCCUUUGUCCUACCCCAUGCCACGUAAGUCGUAAGAAGUAUCUGUCAGGUCCUGGUUCCUGAGAAAGGAUUUGCUGCUCCUGUCGAUGAGAUGGGAUUGGGGGGCGGGGGGGGGGGGGGGGGGAGGUAGGUCAGAGAUGGGGCGCCUGUAGCUGCUCUGCCGGAGCCCCUGCUUCACCCCACUGGACUCUUUAAAGAAUUCAGAAGCGGAUGGCAAACAGUAAUGUCACUGGAUACUUAUUUAGAAAUAAAAACGAACGCUGCUGAAUCAGA